UUUUAAAAGAUUCCUUUAAAUCCUGCCUAUGGCUCGGGGCUAGAAAGCAUGAAUACAAACUCAGGAUGCGUUUCUCUCUCACAGCAGGAGAUGGCUGAAGCGAGCUGUUGCUGCUGCUGCGUGGUGGUCUUUGAAACGUAGCUCAAGGAAUAGAGGUCAGCUGCCUAGAGCGGUGCACACAGGGCACAGGCUGGCUUUGUACCCUGAGGCUUAAGUCCUCAGUUUUGUGUUCACCUCGGCCUCAUAGUACCCACUCUGACCUGCCGUGUAAACGACCCGGGACCUACCAAAAUGACCGCACCUCCAAUAAAGAUACACAUCAUGUCGUCUUCCCAUCUCUUCUACCUGGCACUCUGCUUGCUCACCUUCACCAGCUCCACCACGGCUGGACCAGAGACCCUUUGCGGGGCUGAACUGGUGGAUGCUCUUCAGUUCGUGUGUGGACCCAGGGGCUUUUAUUUCAACAAGCCCACAGGCUACGGCUCCAGCAUUCGGAGGGCACCUCAGACAGGCAUUGUGGAUGAGUGUUGCUUCCGGAGCUGUGAUCUGAGGAGGCUGGAGAUGUACUGUGCCCCGCUGAAGCCUACAAAAUCAGCCCGCUCUAUCCGUGCCCAGCGCCACACUGACAUGCCCAAGACCCAGAAGUCCCAGCCCCUAUCGACAAACAAGAAAAGGAAGCUGCAAAGGAGAAAGAAAGGAAGUACAUUUGAAGAACACAAGUAGAGGAAAUGCAGGAAACAAGACCUACAAGAUGUAGGAGGAGCCUCCCCAGGAGCAGAAAUGCCACGUCACCGAAGGCUCCUUUUGCUGCUUGAGCGACCUGCAAAACAUCGAAACACCUACCAAAUAACAACAAUAAGUUCAAUAACAUUUCAAAGAUGGGCAUUUCCCCCAAUGAAAUAUACAAGUAAACAUUCCAACAUUG
This is a messenger RNA of Apodemus sylvaticus (European woodmouse), 925 nucleotides long. RefSeq names its product insulin like growth factor 1 (gene Igf1). Gene Ontology annotation, cellular component: extracellular region. Gene Ontology annotation, molecular function: growth factor activity; hormone activity. The record is from RefSeq and is a predicted model, not a curated record. Lineage: Eukaryota; Metazoa; Chordata; Mammalia; Rodentia; Muridae. The transcript has 7 exons. Bases 292 to 723 code for a protein of 143 amino acids.